AUGUCGUUCUUCAGAACUCUCUUCUUCCGCAAGAAGAAAGCCCCUCUAGUCUGCACCAUUGACCUCGCCCACGAUCCCAACCAUGUCCACACCGACGCCUGUUUCGUCGAGAUCGCGCCUCUCUCCAUCGUCGAGUUCUUCAUGUCCCAAGGUUGCGAGGCAUGCCCAGCCGCCAUCCCCCUGAUUCACAAAUCCGCCAUGGCGAACAACAACGUCCUCCUGCUAACCUACAACGUCACCUACUUCAACAACCGCACCGGCUGGACAGACACCAAAUCCAACACCCUCUGGGACGCCCGCCAAGCCGCCUACUCGAAACGCUGGUCCCGCACCGCGGCCUUCACGCCGCAAGUCAUCAUCGACGGCAUCGCCGACGGCACGGGCGCCAAAGAAGGCGACUUCAACUCCAUCCUGUCCAACGCCAUCGAAGCGCGCAAUAACUCGCCCCUCGCCGUCGGCAUGGAGAAGGUCGACAACCGCCGCCUCAAGAUCGCGAGCGAGACGGUCGAGACUGAGGUGUAUGAUGUGGUGGUCAUCAGCUAUGAGGCAAGAGCGGAAGUGGUCAAGGUGGGCAAGGGGCCGAACAAAGGAAAGAAAUUGGAGCAUCGGAAUGUGGUGAGGGAGGUGGUCAAGAUUGAGGAGUGGGCGGGCGGGCCGAAGGUGUUGGAGUUGCUGGAGAUGCCCGAGGGGAAUGCGCUGCAGCAUGUGGUGGUGUUGCAGCAGGGGGUUGGGGGGCCGAUCGUGGCCGCUUGUAGAUUGUAG
Messenger RNA from Cyphellophora europaea CBS 101466, 762 nucleotides. RefSeq lists its product as uncharacterized. The coding region runs from base 1 to 762 and encodes 253 amino acids. NCBI's taxonomy places the organism in Eukaryota, Fungi, Ascomycota, Eurotiomycetes, Chaetothyriales, Cyphellophoraceae. The transcript has 2 exons. The record is from RefSeq and is a predicted model, not a curated record.